UUUCCAAGAUAUGUCUCGAAUAAAGUGUGCUAUAUGGAAAAGAACGGAGUAGCCAAUAAAUCGUUUAAAAAUUGGCUCGCAAUUUCGUGACUCCACGAUGAGAAGUGAUCAGAGAUCCUCGCAUGCACAAUCGAUUUCACGCGUUGAUUGUUUUUCACUUCCAAAUAUAAUGGCUGCGCUCGAAUGAGACGCGGAUUCUUACCUUCCUCCCGUCGCAUACCAGGCACAAGCUGGUCCAAAAUUCUAGUGCUCGCAAUCGCCUCAAAUGACCAAACGGAUUCGCAUUGUCGCCGUAAGCGUCGACGUAGUAACGAGACAUCAUUCCGUUAUAGUACUCGGUGAUGCUUCGUGUACCGCUGAAAUCGUGUUAACGAAACUUGUCACUGCCGGCCGAGAAAUAACGUGCGUGAACGCGAAGGGAGCAAGAUAGAGAAAUUCUCAGUGAGUUCUAUAAGCAUUUCCCACGCACUUGUCGGGGUGAGAAGACGAUCGAAGACUCUGUUAACUACCCGUCCUCGAGAGAGGAAGGGUCAGUGAUGAGGGGUCGAUGAAGAAUUAUUGGCAUGGCCAAGCGACUCAGCCCUCGAAACUCGGAGGUGAACGCUCUUGAGCAGCGAGGCUAUCUCAUAGGCAAGAAGAUCGGACAGGGUUCUUAUGCAACCGUCCAUCUGGCAGAAUAUAUUGAUGGAGCAAGCAUGAAAAAGAUGCGUCUGGCUUGUAAGAUCUUUGAUAAAGAAAAAGCGCCAGAUGAUUUCUUGGAUAAGUUCUUUCCUCGCGAGCUUGAGAUUUUAACAAAGAUAGAAAAUCCGCAUAUCAUUCAAGUGCACAGCAUUCUGCAACGCGGUCCGCGUGUCUUCAUCUUCAUGCGCUAUGCCGAUAAUGGUGAUCUUUUGGAUUUCGUGAAGUGCAACGGCGUAGUGCCGGAACAACAGUCACGAUUGUGGUUUCGUCAGAUGGCGUCCGGCUUGCACUACCUGCACAGCAAGAAUAUCGCCCACCGGGACCUCAAGUGCGAGAACAUAUUGCUCUCGCGAAAGUUCAAUGUGAAACUGGCGGACUUUGGUUUUGCCAGGUUCUGCAUGGACCACGAGGGCAGGCGGGUUCUCAGCCAGACGUACUGCGGUUCAGCGGCCUAUGCCGCGCCGGAGGUCGUCGCCGGUACUCCGUACAAUCCAAAAUUGGCGGACGUUUGGUCGCUCGGUAUUAUCCUCUUCAUCAUGUUGAACGGGACAAUGCCAUUCGACGACGAGAAUCUACCGAAGCUCCUCAAAGAUCAGAUAUCUCGCAAUUGGGUGUUCAGGUCCCGCGUCCGCGACACCGUGUCCACGCUGGCUAAGAACAUCGUCCGGCAGAUUCUCGAACCGGACAUCACUCUCAGACUUACGCUCGAGAGGAUGCUGGGCCACGAGUGGGUGAGAGCAAGGAAGGAUAAAACAGGCUCCCUUGCCGGAAGACUCGUCCACUCAGCGCCGCCGAGUCAUACUCCGAUGUGUGGAGGCGGUAAUCUAGGCGGGUCAGGAACCGGAAACGUACCUGUCGUAACAAGGGCACAACCUGCAUUAAAAAAUUUGGAAAAUCAGACUCAACCGUCCUCGAAAAUGGUAAAUACCUCACGGAAAGAUCCACAGUUGCCUAUCACCGUGGGAUAAGAAGAUUCGAAAAAGAAUCAAUGAAUACAUU
Molecule: messenger RNA, 1680 nt
Organism: Cyphomyrmex costatus
Lineage: Eukaryota; Metazoa; Arthropoda; Insecta; Hymenoptera; Formicidae
Gene: Tssk
Product: Testis-specific serine/threonine kinase
Exons: 4
Coding region: 564-1649 (361 amino acids)
Biological process (GO): intracellular signal transduction; microtubule cytoskeleton organization; protein phosphorylation
Cellular component (GO): cytoplasm
Molecular function (GO): tau-protein kinase activity; ATP binding
Source: RefSeq, a predicted model, not a curated record